Messenger RNA from Parnassius mnemosyne (clouded apollo), 1557 nucleotides. The record is from the annotation of a GenBank genome assembly. NCBI's taxonomy places the organism in Eukaryota, Metazoa, Arthropoda, Insecta, Lepidoptera, Papilionidae.
AUGAGUGAAGUUUAUAAACUUGGUGAUUUAGUUUGGGCUAAAAUGAAGGGUUUCAGCCCCUGGCCCGGCCGGGUAGCAAUCCCUACACCAGAACUGAAGCCUCCUAAGAAGACAACCAAUGUUCAGUGCAUUUAUUUCUUUGGAACUAACAAUUAUGCGUGGAUCGAACAGCACAACAUCAAGCCAUACCAAGAACACAAGGAGCAACUGAUUAAAUCUUGCAAGACUGCUGCCUUCAAGGAAGCUGUUAAUCAGAUUGAAGAGUAUAUUGUCCAUCCCGAGAAAUUCGGCGAUAUCGAUGACCACGCCAGAAAUCCCGAGGAGGAGUUCGAUAAGCUCAAAGACGUGAUGAACGAGGAGAGUUCCGAAGAGAAGCCGGCAGAAGCAACUCCUGAAGUCAAAAAGAAAACUAAUACACCGAAGAUACGUUUGGGCAUUUCAAAGGUGAAGUCGGUCAAACGUUCAUCCUCCGCUGGCAUGAAGGGAACCCCUCGGAAGAAGGUGAAGAGCAUCUCCCGUUCCUUCACCGACACCGAUAUGGCCAACGAGAAGCCGUCUAUGCUAAACCAUUCGUUCUCCAAGAAGUCCAGCCUUCUGCACCGCCCUUCUAAUAUACUGAGACCUGACACACCCCCACUAGAUCUGGAGAAUGUAUCAGAGACGCUGCUGGAGAAGAACAUCAAGGCCAGCCAGAUGAAGUUUGGUUUCCUCGGGCUAGGCAUCAUGGGUAGUGGUAUUGUGAAGAACUUGCUCAACUCUGGACACAAGGUGCUCGUGUGGAACCGCACUGGUGCUAAGUGCAAAGAUUUCGAGAAAGUUGGUGCAACGAUAGCCGUAACGCCAUGUGACGUGGUGGAGGAAGCUGAUAUCACCUUCUCUUGCGUCGCGGAUCCACAGGCUGCUAAGGAGAUGGUAUUCGGCAACUGCGGUGUACUACAUUGUCCAACGCUGGAAGGGAAAGGCUACGUGGAGAUGACCUCAAUAGACGCCGACACGUCUCAUGACAUCGUGGAAGCCAUCGGUGGAAAAGGCGGCCGAUACUUGGAAGCACAGAUCCAGGGCUCGAAGACGCAAGCAGAGGAGGGCACGCUUAUCAUCCUGGCGGCGGGCGAUCGCUCGUUGUUCGACGACUGCCAGUCCUGCUUCAAGGCCAUGAGCAAGAACUCCUUUUACCUUGGCGACAUCGGCAACGCGUCGAAGAUGAACGCCGUGCUGCAGGUGGUGGGCGGCGUGUCGCUGGCCGCGCUGGCCGAGGGCCUGGCGCUGGCCGACCGCGCCGGCCUCAGCCAGGCCGACCUGCUCGACGUGCUGGCGCUCACGCCGCUCGCCUCGCCGCACCUCAUCCUCAAGGGCAGAGCAAUGAUCGAAUCAUCAUACUCCACCCACCAGCCGCUCACACAUAUGCAGAAGGACCUGAAGCUGGCGCUAGGUCUUGGAGACGCCCUAGAACAAUCACUACCUCUAACCGCAACAACUAACGAAAUCUUCAAGCACGCGAAGCGACUCGGCUAUGCGAAUCACGACGUUGCUGCUGUAUACAUAAGGGCUAGAUUCUGA